UCAAUAAUGUGCCCCGGUCCGGCGACGGCGACGAGUGCACGCCGUUUACAUCGACGACCGCCGCUCAAUGUGCAUUUGUUUUGGUUCUAGUUUUCGUAUGGUGUGUGGCCAUUCUGAUUUCGGUUUGUGACUGUGAGUCUGUGCCGGCCGUUCGGAUAAGUGAUGCCCGGAAAGUUAUGAUAGGUAUCAGUCGCCGCGAGGAUGUGGGGCCGGGCGCAGCUCUUGGUGCUGCUGACCGUUCUGUGUGCGCACGGCGACGACGCCCAGGACGACAGCGAGCUGAAGGUGGGCCGCGCCAUCGACAUCUUCACCAGAUACGGCUAUCUCAGUCUCAGCGUCAAGGUGGUGCCGAGGAACGAGAGCUCGUGGAUAUUCCGCGAGCCCACCAUCGAGGUCUUCGUCGACCUGGACCGUUACGCGGUGGAGCGUAGGAUGCCGAAGCGACAGCGUCAAGUGUUCGAGGGCAACUUCCACAUGGAGUUCUGCGAGAACGCCAACCAACUGUUGCAGGCGUACUUCCGCGACUUCAGUUUCGAGGGUGUGGAGAAGCCGUGGAAGGCGUUCUCGGGCAGCUGGGCGCCGGAGACGGUGGCCCGCAACUUGGGCAUAAACUCCUCGUUUAUCCUGUCCGAUUUGUACGGUUAUGUGCUGGUGCGGUUGUCCAGACAUCGUGAGAGUGUUGAGUUGUCGAGGAUCCCGAACAAUGUUAAUUUGGCGGACGCUGUGGCGCAGGAGAUCGACGGGAUUCGGGUCGGGGAUGUUAGUAGUGUCAUCAUGUUCAUCAAAAAGUACGGGUCGCAUUUCAUACAUUCCUUCGUUACUGGAAACUCCAUUUACCAGGUAUUUGUCUACACAAAAAACCACUAUCAUCAGAUAAAAGACAGGCUGAAAACGCGGGGAGUGUCGCACAUCAACAAAGUGGACCUCAUACAGUAUUUUGGGCCGGCCUACAGCGUCCACUUGGGCAAAAUUAAAGUGGCCAGCGGCAACAAAACCGUGGAGAAAUGGGUGGAGAACAAGCUGCGAUUCAGCUACUACCUCUACACAUAUCAGAGCCUCCUCAAAGUCCACGGCGACUCCGGAUUGUUGUCCACCCUAAACAACCUUCUAAGGAACGAAGCCGUUGUGGAACUUAACAUGAAGAAUUUGGCGCCAGCGUUCAAGGACCCGGUGAAACGAGCGUGGUUCGAAGAAGUGCUCAAUAACUUCAUCAAGCUGUGGGAAGUUAAUCUGUGAACUAUAUUAGUUUAGGCUUUAAGAUCCAUUUGUAGUACAUUGUACGGAAAUGUGGAAGGAUUUCCGAGAUGCCAAAGACGUAUUCCUAUGAACAUUGUUGAUCUUGUAAGAUUAAACUCUAAGUUUAAAAAUACCAAUAUUUUUUUAUGAGUAUUGACUUUUAAAUGGUAUAUCUGUCUCGUGACCAUGAACUAAUUCGUGGUCAAACAAGAUACCUAAUUAAUGCCCAGUUAUCAAGUAACUGCAUUGUUUCACGUUAUUACUUUUGCGUGAUACAAGAUGUGAUAAAAGUUCCUAGUUACUUUGUAAUGAUACAAGUCACAAUCCACACGCAAAAGUUACAAACUCAGUGAAAACAGUUAACGACUUUUCUAUAGCAAAUGCGCAUUAAAUGCGUCUAUUAAUUGAUUAAUUUAAUUAUAGGUAUCGCAAUCCAAAUAGAAGGCUGAACAAUGUCUUACCUAUUUAAAUGUGAUGUACUUUUUGUAUGAAAUUACGACGAAUAUUUGUAUAAAUUUAUAUGUAGUUUUAAUAAAUUAUGUUUAAAAUA
Aethina tumida (small hive beetle) is the source of this 1786-nucleotide messenger RNA. RefSeq names its product torso-like protein (gene tsl). NCBI's taxonomy places the organism in Eukaryota, Metazoa, Arthropoda, Insecta, Coleoptera, Nitidulidae. The transcript is spliced from 4 exons. The record is from RefSeq and is a predicted model, not a curated record. Bases 202 to 1236 code for a protein of 344 amino acids.